Molecule: messenger RNA, 1776 nt
Organism: Camellia sinensis
Lineage: Eukaryota; Viridiplantae; Streptophyta; Magnoliopsida; Ericales; Theaceae
Product: flap endonuclease 1
Molecular function (GO): DNA binding; 5'-3' exonuclease activity; 5'-flap endonuclease activity
Source: RefSeq, a predicted model, not a curated record
AAUGUAAAGAGGCGGGAAAGGAUUGGAACCCUACCUGAGAAAUUGUAAAGCUUUUGACACACACACACUCUCUCUCUCUCUCUCUCUCUCUCUCUCUCAUCUUUGUGAUUUCGCAGAACACUUCAUCAAUCGAUCGAUCGAUCAAUCAAUCUCUCUCUCCCCAUGGGUAUAAAGGGUUUAACGAAGCUUCUUGCGGACAAUGCUCCAAAGUCCAUGAAAGAGCAAAAAUUCGAGAGCUAUUUCGGUCGCAAAGUCGCCAUUGAUGCCAGCAUGAGCAUCUACCAGUUCCUGAUUGUUGUGGGUCGAAUUGGGACUGAAACGCUUACCAAUGAGGCUGGUGAAGUAACUAGUCAUUUGCAAGGGAUGUUCACUCGGACAAUUCGGCUUCUUGAAUCUGGAUUGAAGCCAGUAUAUGUUUUCGAUGGAAAGCCUCCGGAUUUGAAAAAGCAAGAGCUUGCAAAACGUUAUACAAAAAGAGCAGAUGCUACUGAGGAUUUGAAUGUGGCCUUAGAGACUGGCAAUAAGGAAGAGAUUGAGAAAUUCAGCAAACGAACAGUGAAGGUGACAAAGCAACACAAUGAUGACUGUAAAAGACUUCUAAAGCUCAUGGGAGUGCCUGUAAUUGAGGCUCCCUCAGAGGCAGAGGCACAGUGUGCUGCACUUUGCAAAUCUGGAAAGGUUUAUGCUGUUGCGUCUGAAGACAUGGAUUCUCUAACAUUUGGAGCUCCUAGAUUUCUUCGCCAUUUAAUGGAUCCAAGCUCAAAAAAAGUCCCAGUCAUGGAAUUUGAAGUUUCAAAGGUUUUGGAGGAGCUGAAUCUUACCAUGGAUCAAUUCAUCGACUUGUGCAUUCUUUGUGGGUGUGACUAUUGUGAUAGCAUUCGGGGUAUCGGGGGCCAGACUGCUUUAAAGCUCAUCCGGCAACAUGGCUCAAUAGAGAAUAUACUGGAGAAUAUAAACAAAGAGAGGUACCAAAUUCCUGAUGACUGGCCGUAUCAAGAGGCUCGACACCUUUUUAAAGAACCAUUAGUCUUUGUGGAUGAUGAGCAACUUGAUAUUAAAUGGAGUGCUCCAGAUGAAGAAGGGUUGAUAAAUUUUCUUGUAACUGAAAAUGGGUUCAACAGUGACAGAAUUACAAAGGCAAUAGAAAAAAUCAAAGCAGCCAAGAACAAGUCAACUCAGGGCCGAUUAGAAUCAUUCUUUAAACCUGUUGUUAGCACAUCGGCACCCAUUAAGCGAAAGGAAACAACUGAGAAGGCUGAGAAGGAAUCUAGUAACAAAAAGCCUAAGGCUGGUGGUGGUAGGAAGAAAAAGUAGUUGAGUUGGUGUUAAAGCAUUUUUACGACACUGAUGUAUCUAAUUGUACUCUUGCCAGGUAUGCGAGUUAAGGAGAGCAUUAUGGUCAUGUAUACAGAGUCAGGAGGAAGCAGACUACUAUGGAUGUGAAUUAAACCUCUGUAUUCCGUUUUCUUGAAAUAAAUUUCUUGCAUGUAAUCUGGGUACUUCUGUUCUAGGACCUAAGGAGAGCAUUAUGGUCAUGUAUACAGAGUCACUGCCUUGCUAUAUGUUUGGGCUUAAAUUUAACCUCGUGUUUUAAUAUUGUAGCUUGUCAAGUUUUAAUUUAGGAAAUUGGUGAAAAGCUUCUGAGCACAAUUUUAUAAUGAGAGAUAACUAGGGCUGAGCAAGGGAACUGACAAAUCUGUAAAUCGAACUGGUCAAGUCAAAAACGGUGAGUUUGGUUUGGUUUUUUUGAAUGUGGUUUGGUUCUGGUUUGGAAAA